This is a messenger RNA of Malania oleifera, 11333 nucleotides long. Its product is annotated as calmodulin-binding protein 60 D-like. Gene Ontology annotation, biological process: regulation of salicylic acid biosynthetic process. Gene Ontology annotation, molecular function: DNA-binding transcription factor activity; calmodulin binding; sequence-specific DNA binding. The transcript has 6 exons. Gene Ontology annotation, cellular component: nucleus. Bases 8940 to 10712 code for a protein of 590 amino acids. The record is from RefSeq and is a predicted model, not a curated record. NCBI's taxonomy places the organism in Eukaryota, Viridiplantae, Streptophyta, Magnoliopsida, Santalales, Ximeniaceae.
CGCUCACCAUUCUGCUCAACUUCUUCAUCUGAUGCACCAGUCACCUUACCACUACUGAGAUUUGCCUCGGCAUUGCAAUCAUUGACAUUUGCUUCAAUAGAGGAUAACGGUUCCCUGAUUGCAAUCUUCACUUGAGUAUCUAGCUGGGCUUGAAAUUUAGAUUCAUCUAUCUCCAAAGCAUUCAAUAAUGUGUUCAGUCUAGUCAAAUUGGUGCUUAUCUCGUUGAUGGCUUGAGAAGUUUCAGAGUUGAUCACAUUUUGGCUUGCCAUGAACUGUUGCAAGCUAACGGUUAGCUGCUGUAUGGAAUCUUCUAUUUCCCUUCUUUGCAUUGGAGGAGGCUGAUUUGCAAAGUAAGAGGGUCCCGAGACUUGGCCAGAUGCUGCAUAAGGAAUGUAUUGACUUUGUUCCUGGGGAGAUGGCUCCACUUGGUCAUUUGUCCAACUGAAAUUUGAAUGACUUCUACAACCUGCAUUGUAAGUAUCAGAAUAAGGUUCAUAAGAAAUCUUAGAAACCAUAUACACCGAAUUAGACUGAUCAAGCAAAACUUCCUUAGGAGCAGGAAUAGUUGGACAUGCAUCAGUCGCAUGCCCUGGAUCCUCACAUAUGCUGCAUUUUUUAGAAGAUGAUGGUAAAACAUGCAUUUCAUUUACCUUCUUAAGCUCAAUGGAAUCUAACCUUUUGGACAUCAAUGCAAGCCUAGCAUUCAAAUCAUCAACUUCUUCCAAUUGAUACUUACCACCCCCACUAAUACAUUUUUGCUUUUCAGGUCUAUCAUACACAUCAGAGACAACCCAAGAUUGGGUGUUUUCAGCCAAAUAAUCAAAAUAGUCAAAAGCUUCUUCAGGCUCUUUGUUGAAAAACUCACCAUUACACAUUGUUUCCACAAAUUGCCUCAUCUUUGGUUGCAACCCCUCAUAGAAAAAACUGAUGACCCUCCAAUUCUCAUACCUAUGGUGAGGACAUGCAUUUAAGAGGUGUUUGAAACGUUCCCAACACUGAUAAAAUGUUUCCACAUCAUUUUGGCAAAAAUUCAUGAUUUGUCUGUUCAAAGCAUUAGUUCUUUGCAUAGGAAAAAAUUUCUUUAAAAACUCAGUUUGCAUUUCUUGCCAAGUCCCAAUGGAUCUUGGCCUUAAGGAAUAAAACCAGGUUUUUGCCUUAUCUUUUAAAGAAAAUGGGAACAAUUUCAAUCUUAUUACCUCCUCAGUGCAUGUUCUAUCCAUGAAUGUGGAACAAACUUCUUCAAACUCUUUAAUAUGCAAAUAUGGGUUUUUAGAUUCAAUCCCAUGAAAAUGAGGUAACAAUGGAAUCAUCCCAAGUUUAAAAUUAAAAGCAUUUGCAUUCAAAGGUAGAAUAAUGCAGGAUGGGGUGCUGGUCCUAACAGGUUGCAAAUAUUCUCUGAGUGUCCUAUUAGGGUUCUCCAUAUCAUGAGGUUCAUUUUCAGCCAUGAUGCUACGCGUGUCAGAUGGUGAUUCAAGUGAAACAGGUUCACUCGAUGAUGAGAUGGAUGAGUCUGUCUUGACUAGUCUAAAUGUGUUAUCUCUAGCCCAACCAGUCAUACAACUCGGUAUAAACGCAAUAAAAGCAAAUAGGUCAAAGGAGAGGAAGUAGAUAUCACCCAGGCUGUGAAGACGUUCACAGCUCUAAAACACCUCUCUGAAAUCUGAGAAACACUUUGAUGACACCAAUUAGUCCCCGGCAACGGCGCCAAAAACUUGACUCGUUCUGAGUUGUGCUUCCAAGUGCAGAAGUGUCAAGUUGUAUCAAGGAUGAGUUUAGGAUCGUAUUCCACAGGGACCACUGAGUAUCAAAGUAUUUAUAAAAGUUUAGUGAAAUCCUGUUGCUGAAAAAUGGGUUUUGAAAAUUUUUUUUUUGUCUUUUACGAUUUUGAAAACAGUAAACAAAGUGAGAGAAGCUUGAGUAAACUAUCAAAAUGAAACUGAAAUUUUAUCAAUUUUCCAAAAAUGUAAAUCUAAUAACGCAACCGAAACUAAACAAUUUUACCAAACACUCGGGUUACGGGUUCAACGUCUGUUUGCUUCCACCGUUUACUAAUUUCCUAGGCCUUACUCCUCUUCUUGUUAAUCCAAUCAAGGCAUUAAUAAGAUGAAAUUUUAUCACUAAAGAUCGAGUAAAUUGGCCACAUCCAAACGGAAGAAAAUAAAAACUCUCAUUAAGCAUCAACCGAAUUUUAUGUAAAAAUUAGUUGAUUAAAAUCCUAAAUUAAAUCAAGGUUUUGAUGUGCCUAACGUCAACAACAAAACAAGAAAUAAGAGCUAGCGAUUUAUCAACGAUACCUUAAAUUUUCGGGUUCAACCAAAUAAAAGUUUAUCAAUAAUUUCUUAGGAGAACUAAUAAACCAUAGAAAACAAACGACAUUGACCCACAACCCGAGUUACCGAACUUAGCCACUCAUGCUAACAAUACACACUUUUCGGGUUAAAUUAAUUCCAUGGUGGCUCAUUGCAUCAAUAAAACGAAAGACAUCAAAAUAAAACAAACCUAACACUUAAAGAUACCGAAACAUGAGAAAAAUACGAACUUUAAUCGAACCAAUCCUAACUAACCCAAGCUUCGUUUAAUUAAAUACAUAAGUUAAAUAAAAUUAAACACUAAUGAGAAACUACACUUAAAUGAGCAUCUAAAUAAAUAAUAAAGAAAUAAAUAAAACAGAAUAAGGGAACCAAGUCUUUAAUAAAAUUUCAAUGGUUUAAAAAGAAAUAACAUUUAACAUAAACUAAAAAGAAGGAAGAAGAAAGAGAUAAGAGGAGAGGGAGAGAGAGAGAGAGAGAGAGAGAUCCGUGGAGCUGCUCGGAUGGCUGAAACAGCGGCUGGAUUGCUGCUGAACAGGUAGGUUCCGGGGCUGGCUGGUUGCUGCUGCAGCGCUCGGGGUGCUGGGGCAAAGGAGGGCUCGGAUUGCUGCAAUAGGGCUUGCCAAGAAGCUGCUGUGCUGGAGUCACCGGAACAGGAGUUGCAGCAGAGGGGUUGCAGAGGGGAGGCUGUGGAGGUGCUGGGCUUAGGGAAAGAAAAAUAAAAAUAGAAACAGAGAGAGAGAGGAUGAGAAUAAAGCAAGGUAAAGAGAAGGAGACGAAGAAGAAGAAGAAGAAGAGAUGAAGAAGGGGAAGAUGGAGAGCAGCCCGCAGGGCUGUUCAGGCAAGAAGGGAGAGAAGAAGAAGAAUUUAAAAGAGAUUGGGGGAAGCCCUAGACCCGGUUUAGCCAACCCGACCCGGCCUGCAUGGCCGGGUCACAUUUUUGCUCUCUAUUCACCGCAAUAUUUGACCCUUCCGAAGCCAGUUUCUCACAAAACUCAAAAUAUGAAAGUUAUAAAUAAUUCUUUAUUCUUUCUCUAGAAAUUUGAAUCGCCUCGAUCGGAGUUUGGACGGAAAAGUUAUGCAUGAAAUACGAACAGGUGUCAGUUUUGGUUCCCGGGACUUUUCCUGCGAUAAAAAAUUAUCAAAAACUCGUAAAUUGCACAAUAAAACUCAAGAAUGAUAAUUUCGGCACUUUAUUAAAAUAUUGGACAAAUUUGGACAUUUAAUUAAAAAUAUAAGUCGUAAAGACCGGAUCAAAGUGCCCAAUUACGCAGUUUUGACGCGUAAUCACUUUUAUAUCUUCUUCUUUAACCAAGACAUUAUCAUCCUCAGUUAUUAUACAUUGUGCAUUAUCUAAGUUCUUGAUUUUUCAUUCUUUGACUCAAGCAAGUUUAAAAGUCUCUUUCCCCUUCUUUUGUAUCUAAUCUAGCAUAUAAAUUAUCAUAAACAUAUGUUUAGUUUUUGUUUAGGCCUUUUUUGCGUCUUUUCUUGUCUCUCUAUACUUUUCAAAGUUUUCUAUGUUUACAUUUUUGCCAUGUCUUUUGGAAAUCUUGAUCUCACCACCAACUUUUUUAAUUGGCCAAGAAUCUUUCUUUGAUUCACCUUGAAUCCCUUUUGCUUUCUUUUUGAUAGAACUGGCCAUCCUACUCUACAGCGUGUUUGUGUUUGUUUUAUCUCUAUUGUCCAAUCACCCUUUUGAUCAUUUUAUCUUUAAAGCUUACUAUAUUUUCUCCAUUAAGAUUCCACCACCUAGUUCUCUUGCAUUGAUUUGUGUUACUCUUUCUUAUCCAAAUUUUAGUACAUAUAUUUAACACUAAAACUCUAAAUAGUAUACUCAAAGUUUCACUUUCAUGAUAAAUGAUUUCCCCUCCUAGUCAUGAAAAAAUCUGACUUUUAUUUUGUUCACCUUUGAAGGAUAUUAAGUGAUAUUCUCUCUUCUUAAAUCAAAUAUUUGUUAUAACAAGAUCAUAUGACAUGGUGAUGUCUAUGAUCAUAUCAUUGGGCUCAUUUUUAUUUUCUUAUCCGCAUUCUCUUUGUAUCCUUUGAUAACCUUUGUUGUCCUUUACAAUUUGUCCAUUCAAAUCAGCUCCAAUUUCUUAGACCUUCAUAAUCGUUGAGUAAUAUUAUCCAUAUCUUUCCAAAAGUUAGCACAAGAAACUAGGAUUAGAUUAGCAACUUGGAAUACAUGGACACUUAUAGGCAAAAGCAUGGAAAUAGUUGAAACAAUGAUUAGAAGGAAAAUUAACUUAAUUUGCUGUCCUGAUACCAAAUGGGUAGGGAUAAAGCUAGAGAAAUUGAAAAAUUAGGAUUUAAACUUUGGUGUACUAGAAAGGAGAAAAUGAGGUGGUAAUCAUUGUAGACAAAGACCUGAAAGAUAAUGUAGUAGAUAUUAAAAAAAUGGAGGAUAGGAUCAUUAAAAUCAAGAUAGUUCUAGGCCUGGAGAUAGUAAAAGUCAUUAGUGCGUAUGCUCCCCAAGUAGGCUUAGCAAAAAACCUUGCAAAAUAAUUUUGGGAAGAUAGGGAUAGUAUUUUACAAGGGAUACCAUUGCCUAAAAAGACAUUCAUAGGAGCUGAUUUGAGUGGACACAUUAGAAAGGAUAAUAUAGUAAGAGGAUACACAGAGGCCAUCGAUAUGGAUAUAAAAAUGAGGCUUGUGAUACAAUUUUUGAUUUUGCUAUAUCUUACGAUUGGGUUAUAUUGAAUAAUUGCUCUAUAAAAAGAGAACAUUUGAGAACUUUCAAGAGUGGGCAAAAUAAAAGCGGCAAAAAUAAAAGCCAAAUAUAUUCCUUCUCAACGAGGAAGGGGAAUCGUCUAUCUUGUAAGGAUUGUAAGGUUAUCUCAGGUGAAAGUUUGGCUAUCCAACAAAGAGUCCUAGUAUUUGAUAUACAUACUCAAAAAUGGAAGAGAGAGAGAAACAUAAAUCAACCCAAAAGGACUAGAUGGUGGAGCUUGAAGGGAGAAAAAGUUGUAAAAUUCAAUGACAAAAUGAUCAAAGAGUGUGCUUGGACAAUAGGGGGUAAGAUAGAUGUAAAUAUUGUUUGGAAUAGGAUGACUAACUCUAUCAUAAGGAUAACAAAGGAGAUUUAAGGUGGGUCUAAAGAAAGAUACUUAGGUAGUAAAUAAAGUUGGUGAUGGGAUCAAGAAUUCAAAAAAGCUGUUAAGAUGAAAAGAAAUUGGUAUUUAAAGUGGCAAAAAGUUGUAGAAUUAUGGAAAACCUUGAAAAAGUAUAAAGAGGCUAUAAGAAAAAUACAAAAAAGGCCAUUUGUGAAGCUAAACAUAGAGUUUAUGAUACUUUAUGUAAUAAUAGACUAGAUAAAAAAGAAGGAGAAAGAAACAUUUAUAAACUUGCCAGAGCUAAAGAAAGAAAAUGCAAAGAUUUAGGUAAAGGACGAGAAUGAUAAUGUCUUAACUAAAGAAGAAGACAUAAAAGAGAACUGGCGGAGACACUUUGAUAAGUUGUUUAAUGAAAACCAAAAUGAAAACUUGAAAUUAGAAGUGACAAAUGAGGAAAGUAUUAAAAAUAGGAUAUUUAUUCGCAAAAUUACGGUCCUUGAAGUUAGAUGACUUUAAGUAGAAGCAGAUAAUAUACCAAUUGAAGUUUGGAAAUGUUUAGGGGAUAAAGGAAGUAUAUGGUUAACUAAAAAAAGUGGCGGAGAAAUUGAGGAAACUAUAGAGAAGGGUAAUUGAACAAGGAAUAAGAUUAGAAACAAAGGUUUCAGAGAACCAAUUUGAUUUUAUGUCUGAGAGAUUAACAACAAAAGCUCUUUAUCUUUUUAAAGAAUAUUAAUGAAAAAGUUUGGGGAUAAAAGUUUGUGGAAAAGAGGGACUUACAUAUGGUUUCUAUUGACGUAGAUAAAGCUUAUGAUAAAGUACCUGAGGAAGUUCUUCGGUGGGUCUUAGAAAAGAAGGGGUAUGCAAUAGAUAUACUGAAGUCAUUAGGAUAUGUGUGAUACAACAAUGACUAGUUGUAGGACUAUAGUAGGGGGAAUCUAGAGAUUUUUCCAAUCACAAUAGGUGUACAUCAAGGUUCUACUUUGAGUUUAUAUUUUUUACUUUAGUGAUUGAUGAACUUGCUAGGAAUAUCCAAGACGAGAUCCCUUGGUGUAUGUUGUUUGUAGAUUAUAUUGCCUUAAUUGAUGAUAUUUUCUUGAUUGAUGAGAGGAGUGGAGUGAAAUCAAAUUAGAACUUUGGAGAAUCGCUUUAGAGUUGAAAGGUUUAGGAUAAAUAAAAAUAAGACAAAAUAUAUGAAAUGUAAUUUCAGUAAUGUGAGCAGUAUUGGAGAGAAGAUUAAACUUGAUAAUUAAGAAAUGAAUAGCAUUAGUUGUUUUGAUAUCUUGUAAAAUGGAGAAGUGCAUCAGCUGUGCUGUGUAUCCUUAAAAUUAAAAGGAAAGUUCUAUAAGAAGACGAUUAUAAGGCCAGCCAUGCUUUAUGGAUCAAAAUGUUGGGCAACUAAGAAACAUGUACAAAAAAGCAAAAGUUGUCGAUAUGUGAAUUUGUAAUAUGGAUGAGUGGUAUAACAUUAGCAUAUACAUAAUAAACUAGUCAUAGCAGUCGAAGACAAGAUAAGGGAGGCUUUGAUGGUUUGGGUAUUUGAAACGUAGGCAUAGUAGCACACUUGUGAGGAGAAGGGAGUUAGUUAUUGUUUCUGGAAUGAAAAAGGGUAGUGAUAGGCCUAAAAUAACUUGGGAUGAGGUAAUGAGGAAGGAUUUAAUAGCUUUGAAUCUAGUAGAGGAAAAUGCUCUCAAUCGGGUGAAUUGGCGGAAAGGGAUUCAUGUAGCUGACCGCCGACCCCACCUUGUGGGACUGAAGGCUUUUUGUUGUUAUUGUUGUAUAUCUUUCCAAAAGUGUCUUUUAAGGUUGUUGGGGAGCAUAAGCACUAAUGACAUUUAUUAUCUCUUGGCAUAAAACUCUCUUGAUUCUUAUGAUUCUAACCCCUACUCUUUUAACAUCUACCAAACUAUCUUUUAGGUCUUUGACUGCAAUGAUUCUUAUCCCAUUUUUAUCUUCUUCUUUUCUAGUGUACCAAGGUUAAAUCCUAAUUUUUAAAAUUCCUCUAGCUUUCUUCCCCAUCCAUUUAGUUUCUUGAAGGCAAAUUACCUUGAUUUUUCUUCUAAUUGAUAUGUCAACUAUCUCCAUGAUUUUACUUGUAAGUGUCCUUAUAUUCAAAGUUGCUAAUCUAACCCUAGUCUCUUGUACAAACUUCUUUACCCCCUCCUAUCUAGAAUGACCCAAAUUAGCCCACCUUUGCCCAUUUUUCGCUACACUUGCUCGUAGGGGAUGAAUAUUUGGAAAGGAUUGAUAUCAUAAAGAUCUGACUAGUUUUACAUUGGUUGUCAGCUACCUAAUGUAACCCUACUCCACUCGGGCUUGGGACCAGCUGUCUGUAAAUAGCUCAGAAUCUGCUUUGCAUUUAUUUUUGCCUCAUUUUCUUGUGGGAUUUGGAAUAAAUUAUAUGCUCUUUUUGGGGAGAAUUGGGUUGGUCCAGAUUUGGGUGAGAAAUUAUUGCAUCAUUCUUUUACAGGUUCUGGGAAGAGUGGCGGUGGCUUAGUUUUGUGGACUUGUGGCAUCUUCAGUUUUAUGGGGAAUUAAGGUGGGAAGGAAUGCUCGUAUCUUUUAAGAAAGAGGAAUUCUGGUACUUCACUUGUUUGCUUUGGAUUAGGAUUCAGUACUUGGCUUCUCACUGGUCUUUUGCAGCUGGCAGUUAUAAAGGGGGUGCCUUUCUUGGAUCUUCAAGAUAUUGGAAGGCGGUUUAUUUUGAUUGUUUUGUAGUCUAUUUUGGUUAUUCCUUUUUAUAGUAGGAUUGUUUUCUCCUCUUCAUACACUCUUUCCUUUUUCAAUAAAUAUAUCUUCUUUUUCUAUAAAAAAAAAAAGAAAGGAAAAUCUCUCAUGAACUUCUCAAUUCUCUCAGCUAUCUUGACAGUAACUCUAAACGGAGACAGCUAAUAAAAGGGAAUACUGGACGUAGAUACUUGAAUGAAGCUGAUGUGAUCUCCUAAGAAAAAGCAUCCUUCCAACCGUUGAACUACCAAACAAUGUUUGUAACUACACGAUCCCAGAAUAAAAAAGUGGAGAUUGCAAGCUGAAGCCAAGAGAAAUUAGUGGUUGCUCCAAAAUCCUACAACCAGAAAAGAAGGCAAAACUAUUCUCAAUUCUUAGAAUCUAAAAGAAUAAUUCCAGUACCAAUCUAACCCGUAUUAAUUUUCCGGCUCAGAAGUGGUAAAAAGGUGACAAUACAGUGGGAAAACUGGGUGUCAUCAGACAAUGAAGAUGUGGUAUCAUGAACUGCAAACUGGAGACAUACUAACAUCCUCAAUUCCCUCACAAUACCCUUUCAAGACCUCUUCCAAAGCCCUACUUACCAUCCUACACAAAACAGGAGUGACAAGAGUUAAAAUAAAAGUGAUAAAGGAUUACUUAGUGCUCCCAAAUCGUAUAAAACGUGUAUCUAAUUAACAAUUGACAGUAACGAGAACAUAGCAGAAAACCGAGAACAUAGCUGAGAAUAAACACCUGCUAAUCAAUUUCCUCCAUUAAAUGCCAUUGUCCUUCUUUUCUGUCUGUGGAAUUCUAGUGACAAGGCUGGUGAGGUCUAUCUAUAUGUGUGUAUAUGCUUGUGCAUGGGGGAGCAUGAAUGCUUCUGCAAUUUUGUGUUCUACUAUAUGCAAAAGUGUGGAGAUCAGGAUUUCCAACUAAAUUAACUGUUCGUCCGUUAUGCAGGUCUUCACCUAUGCGGAUUGGAGGGCCAGAUGGAAGAAACUUGCAGCUGCAUUUUAGGUCGAGGUUGUCUCUUCCUCUCUUCACAGGAGCAAAAGUUGAAGGAGAGCAGGGUGCUGCAAUCCAUAUUGUCUUGGUUGAUGCUAACAGUGGCCAUGUAGUAACAUCUGGCCCUGAAUCAUCGGUGAAACUGGAUGUUGUUGUGCUUGAAGGUGAUUUUAACAAUGAAGAAGAUGAAGGCUGGGCUCAAGAAGAAUUUGAUAGCCAUGUGGUCAAAGAACGUGAUGGAAAGAGACCACUUUUGACUGGGGAUUUGCAAGUCACACUCAAAGAAGGUGUAGGAACAUUGGGCGAGCUGACAUUUACUGAUAAUUCAAGCUGGAUAAGGAGCAGGAAGUUUAGACUUGGGCUGAAGGUUGCCUUGGGAUUUUGUGAGGGCAUACACAUACGUGAGGCAAAGACAGAGGCUUUCAUUGUUAAGGAUCACAGAGGGGAAUUAUACAAGAAACACUAUCCUCCUGCAUUAAAUGAUGAAGUGUGGAGAUUGGAGAAGAUUGGCAAGGAUGGGUCAUUUCAUAAGAGGCUAAAUGGUGCGGGAAUACUCACAGUUGAAGAUUUUCUUCGCCUUGUAGUCAGAGAGACUCAAAAACUACGGAAUAUUCUGGGAAGUGGCAUGUCAAAUAAGAUGUGGGAUGCUCUCAUAGAGCAUGCAAAGACUUGCGUCCUGAGUGGGAAGCAUUAUGUAUAUUAUUCUGAUAAUUCAAGAAAUAUUGGUGUUGUUUUUAACAACAUCUAUGAGCUGAGUGGCCUUAUUUCUGGGGAACAGUAUUGUUGUGCUGAUUCUCUUUCCGAGAGCCAGAAGGUCUAUGUGGAUACCCUGGUGAAGAAAGCUUAUGAGAAUUGGAAUCAAGUUGUAGAGUAUGAUGGCAAGUCACUUUUGAGCUUUAGGAAAAACAAGAGAUCAAGUCCUUAUAGAAAUGAUAUUGGGAUGGGUUCUGUUGAUUACUCUAAUGCAUUAGAUCGUCAACUGCACUCAACACGCGAGCUUCCUUCAGUGCCUCCUGAUCAAUUAUCGAUGGAUUUGGUCCUACCAAUUGGAGCUGCAGUGUAUGGUGAUGGUUUGGCUACUGGAUACUUAGCGGAGUCCCAGAUUGUAAAUUCCAGGUUGCAGAGUGAGUUUGAUGGUAUUUCAUUUGCUCCUCAAGAUCAGCUGAUUGGAAAUUCUCAGGAAACACAAGGCAGUAGGAUUGAUAACAGUGUUGGGCUAGCCCUUGGCCCUCCACAGCCAUCGACUUCAGACUUCCAAGGUGUGAACUCUUCUGUACAGCCAUCUAAUCUCAACUCUUUUGACGACUGGGCUCACAACCAGGACAAGGAGUCUGAGGUCUUACUCUCUGAAGAAGAGAUUCACAGUAAAAGUCAUGAGAUGCUUGAAAAUGAAGAAAUACAACACUUGCUUCGAAUUUGGAGCAUAGGAGGCCAUGCCUCCAUUAAUGGGCCCGAAGAGGGUUAUCCGUUCUCAUCAUUUAUGCCGUCCCCUCCAGCCUAUGCAUUUGGUGAGGAUCGGUCUCGUUCUGGAAAAGCUGUUGUAGGGUGGCUGAAGAUCAAGGCAGCAAUGAGGUGGGGCAUUUUUAUCAGGAAGAAAGCGGCUGAGAGGCGGCGGGCACAGCUUGUUGAGUUGGAGGAAUAGAAUUUGCUAGUGGAGUGCAGGAGAGUUAUCAGGAACAAAAUUAUCAUUCAUAUCCCCCAACUCAAAUUAUUGAGGGACUCAAAUGUGGAGAGUUAUGGAUGAGAAGCAUCUUAGUAGAUGGUACAAUGCCUUGGGCCUCUCCUUCAUUUCUAAUACCUGAGCACUAUGUUACGAUUCCAACAAUUUCCCAUACUCCCAACACUGCAAUCAUCCUUGCACAGUGCACCGAGUAUCAGACACUGAAGCAGAGCACGAAGGUAUUGAACUCUCAAUUAAGAUUCUUGUGAAUGAUAUAAUGUGUGUUUGGGGAUUCGAAUGAUUAUUUAUGUUGUAUAAUUGAUUACCCUUGAUGUUAGACACUGAUAUUAGGGGAAUGUCUCUUUAAGAUCUUGAAUUUCCCAGUUUCAAUGUAUUUGCUUUGAAAAAUAUUGUACGAGAAUGGUUUUCUUCCUUUGAUUUUGUUUGUUAGCUUUUGUAAUAUAUGACUCUUGUAAAAUUGGCUGUUUAGAGAUUGCUCCCUGUACCAAAGGCAGUCAAAACAGAAAGGUUAUCAGUCACCAAGACUGAAUUGAUCCAUAUGCUUCUUGCGCAAUGAGUGCCAGAAAUCACUCUGCGAUUUAA